Messenger RNA from Topomyia yanbarensis, 1500 nucleotides. Its product is annotated as cytochrome P450 4V2-like. The record is from RefSeq and is a predicted model, not a curated record. Gene Ontology annotation, molecular function: iron ion binding; oxidoreductase activity, acting on paired donors, with incorporation or reduction of molecular oxygen; monooxygenase activity. Bases 1 to 1500 code for a protein of 499 amino acids. The transcript has 5 exons. NCBI's taxonomy places the organism in Eukaryota, Metazoa, Arthropoda, Insecta, Diptera, Culicidae.
AUGCUGUUCUUGUUAUUACUUUCCGUUCUCGGUGUGCUACUGGUGUAUCAAUUUCUGAAGGAAUUUUUCGGUGCACGCCACAUCGACAAAAUUCCCACCGUUCUACCGGUGCAUCCAAUUGUCGGUCAUAUUCUGAUGUUUAUGGGAAAAUCUUCCGAGCGAGCUUUCUGGUUGACGGUGAAAUAUUUCUCCCAAGUCGAUCGUCUCGGGAAGAUUAUGUUCGGUCCGAAGCCGUUCGUCCUGGUCAACCAUCCUGAUCUGUUGCAGCAGAUACUCACGAGCAAUGAUGUGCACGAUAAGCCAUUUUUCUACGAUUUCGUUGGACUCGGCGGUGGACUAAUAACGGAGGGAUCCGGCGAAAGGUGGCGCCGUCUACGAAAGCUUUUGAAUCCCACUUUCAACACUCGGAUGUUGAACAGCUUUUUGCCAAUCAUGGAUUUUCGGGCAAACAAAAUGAUUGCGAAGCUGCGAUCUCUGGCGGACGGUCAGACUGUCAUCGAUAUUAGCAAGUUCACCGAAGAAUGCACACUAGAGAUGGUCUUCAGCACCACGAUGGGAAGAAAAGCACUGGAACUGCCCGGUCAGCGAGAAUAUACCCACCAUCUUAAAAUAAUUCAAAAUCUGCUGGGAGAACGAAUCUUGAACACUAACCAAUAUUUGGGAUUUAUGUAUCGAAUGAGUGAUGCAUAUAAAAGAGAACACAUAUCACGAGAUUAUUGUAAUAAGUUCACGGACAAGAUAAUCAUCGAAAGACGUAAGGAGCUUGAAAACACGAUUGGCACUGAGGUAGAAGAAGAUGAAUUUAAAACAAAAUCUUUAAAUUUUCUGGAUGAAGUCCUAGCCAUAAGAAAAGAAAAUGACUUAACCUUUUCCGAUCAAGAGAUUUCUGAUCAUCUCUACACUAUCAUGACCACAGCCACCGAAACAUCUGCCAUGACGAUCGCCUACACGUGUCUCUUUCUGGCGAUGCACCCGGAAAUCCAAACGAAAGUACGAAACGAAAUGAAUGAAGUAUUCUAUUCUCCCACCGUAGAUAUCAACAAUGAUACCCUCAAACAGCUGGUAUACACCGAAAUGGUCAUCAAAGAAGUGCUUCGUAUCUGCCCUGUGGCACCUCUUAUCGCACGUCAAACCGCCACGGAAAUAGUACUCGACGGUGUUCGAAUACCGAAGGGUCAAAUAAUUGCGAUGUGUUUCUUUACCCUACAUCGUCGGAAGGAUAUUUGGGGAUCGGAACCGGAACGUUUCGAUCCGGAACGGUUUCGGCCGGAGACGUGCCAAGGGCGCCAUCCUUUCGCUUACCUGCCCUUUAGCGGAGGGCUACGCAACUGCAUCGGCGCACGAUAUGCCAUGAACUCAAUGAGAAUAAUGCUGCUGAGAAUUUUGCAGGAUUUCGAGAUCCACACUGAUCUAAAAUACUCCGACUUUAGGUUUAAAUUCGAAAUUUCCCUCAAUCUGACGAUUCCAUACAACGUGCGAUUGGUGAACGUGAAAAAAUGA